UAAAGUUCUCCAGCUAUUGAAUCCUAUGACAACUUCCGGUAAGAUGGCGUCCCCCAGUGAAGGGGGCGACUGGUGGCCGGCAGACUGGUAGCUUCGGCGGGCUUGGGUAAGUGAGCGGAAGGCCGCAGGCUCUCCGCCUGGCUGACGUUCUCUCCGGCAGGAUGUCGUCGGCGUCGCCCCGGAGUACUGAGGACCUCCGGAAGCGGACCCUCGGAGAGCUUCGGGAGAUGCUGGCGCGUCAGGAGAAGCUGCUGCGGAACGAGAAAUUUAUUCGCAGUUUACCAGAUGGAGGGAAAAAGAUCUCUGACUUUGUUGAGAGAGUAAAAUUAGCCAUUGCAGAACAUGAAGAGCUCAAGAGAACUAACAGAUUGGACUUUGAUUCAAAGCAAACUUCAGCACAUGGAAUAAAUAAUUUAGGUGUGGAUAAGCCAUGGACUCCUGACCAGAGAAGGGAAACAUCAUCAGUUCUUGAUUCUUCCCCUGCAGUUAGAAACAGGUCAUCUAAAAUAGCCUCAAGAAAUCAGGGAAUUGAAUCUACCAUGGAAAGAUCUGUUCCCCUAAGUCAUGAUGAAGCUGGAGAGUCAGAAGGUGACACACAGUGCGACAAAUGGAUGUGGAAUAACAGUAAAGGUGUUGUAACUUUGCCAUCAGAAACAAAUGAACAGUCUCACCAACUUGGUUUUCUAAAUCAUUCAAGAGACAUUUCAGGAAGCACUGAUGACAUGUUUAUUGAUUGUUUACAAAGGAUCACAAUUAAUGAUGAUGAAAACCAGUCAGAAGACACAAACAUGGAUCACUUUUGUACCUUUCACAGUAACAUACCCAAAAAACCUCAUUACGUGGAAGUGCUGGAAAUGAGAGCAAAGAAUCCAGUCCCUCCCCAUAAUAAAUUUAGAACUAACAUGUUACCUUCAGAACGCCAUGACUCACCUAGUCAUUCCCCACAGAGAAAAGAGUCUCCAGUUUCAGUGGAAGAAAGGAGAUGUAGGGAUAAGAAGCACUUGGAUGAUAUCACAGCAGCUCGGCUGCCACCACUUCACCACAUGCCUGCACAGUUGCUGCCUAUGGAAGAAUCUUUAGCAAUUCAGAAGCAGCAAAAACAGAAUUAUGAGGAAAUUCAAGCCAAGCUUGCUGCACAAAAACUGGCUGAAAGACUGAAUAUUAAAAUGCAGAGCUAUAAUCCUGAAGGUGAUACAUCAAUGAAGUACAGAGAAGUGAGGGAUGAAGACGAUUAUCAUUCUUCUGAAGAUUAAUCCUGAAGAAAGAUGAUUGAGUAGCCUCUUAAAUUCUUCACUUCUGAAAUUCUACUUCAUUACAUUAGACUCUUAGGCUCUGGAAGAUGUUUUAUUUUUGCAUUAUUUAGACCAGCAGUCAGAAGUAGAACUUUACAGUGUGCAUAAGAGUGCUGCUUAGUCAUACUGUGAACCAUUUCAUGGGGUGCUCGCUAUUCAGAAAACUUAAAAGAUUUCUAUUAAGGAUAUGAUAAAUCUGUUAUGUUUAUAUAAAUAAACUUUUGCAGCAUAUUAUCUUUGA
This is a messenger RNA of Dromiciops gliroides (monito del monte), 1533 nucleotides long. RefSeq names its product RNA polymerase II subunit M (gene POLR2M). Gene Ontology annotation, biological process: transcription elongation by RNA polymerase II; intracellular signal transduction. The transcript is spliced from 4 exons. Bases 162 to 1253 code for a protein of 363 amino acids. Gene Ontology annotation, molecular function: transcription elongation factor activity. The record is from RefSeq and is a predicted model, not a curated record. Lineage: Eukaryota; Metazoa; Chordata; Mammalia; Microbiotheria; Microbiotheriidae. Gene Ontology annotation, cellular component: intracellular anatomical structure; nucleus.